AUGUACUACAACGCUCUGUUCUAUGGACUGCAGCUGACUGACGGCCCGGGAGGAGAUCUUACGACGAAGGCAUACAUGAAGAUGCUGGAGAGCGUACCCGCUUGGCUUGAGUCUCCAGGUGACACGAAUAUGGAUGUACAUAUUGCAGCCCUCUCAGCAUGGACGGCAAUGACUGCUCACGACUACCAGUUGGCAUGGAAAUUCCACUGCAAAUCGUGCCAGCACAUCAAGUCGAUCGGCAUAGAUCGCCUAGAUAUGGUCCCAGCAAAGUCAUUCGAAGAAGAAACCGAGAGAGAUGUUGGUCGCUACACCUACUGGUAUGUCGUAUCGAUCGACACAUUCUUCCGUUUGUUCUAUGGGAAGCCCACUGUUCUGCGAUGGUCGCCAAACAAGGUCCGCCCGCCCCUACUCUUUCGUCCCGACAACAUGCAUCCUUCGGCGCUCCAUGUUACCAUCAGUGUCGUGUGGGUGCGAUAUACCCUGUUGACCGUAGAGGCGAUCGGUUACAUUGACGAAAACCCGCCACACGAUCGCAACAGCUGUGUCCAAAAGGCUGACGAAGCUUGUUCGCAAAUGGAAGACCUCAUCAGCGAAUGGAGAUUGGAGGAGGUGAUGAACGGCAAAGAGACUACAGAUGAUGUUCGCUUGAACAUAUAUGCGACUAUCAUCGGUAUUCAGAGGCUGGUACAACAGCACCGAACCAGACCCGGACCUAAGGACAUCACCCUCAGAGCCGCACGAAGAGUUUUGAGCAUUAUCCUUGACUUUUAUGCGGAUAUUAACCUCAACGCCAAGUUUAAGAGUAUCACGAAUCAUUUCAUAACGCUCUACCCCUUCUGCGUCGUGUUCACACUCUACGAACACAUUGUGGCAUGCACCAAUCCAGACGAUUGCGAAAGCGACAUACAGUCUCUCGAGACAAUUGGCGUCGCCAUGGCGCAAAGCUGCACAGAGCGCCAGGACUUGAUACCGUUUGCCAAGACGAUCAAUGCACUGAACAGGGUCUCGCGGAGUCUACAAGACGAGAGACGUAGAGGCCCAGCCACUGUGGACUCCAGCGACAGCGUUGCUCAAGGGAUGAACAUGCCGCCGACAAGUUUCGAUACGAUCCAGAACUUGAUGGCCAGCGAACUCCCAGACAUUGACAUGUCGGCCUUUUCAUCGAUGCCGGACUACACCGCGAAUAUGGAUGGCGACUUCCAAUCUCUCGGCUUCUUGAGGGGGCUUGAGAAUGACUUUGUCACGCGGAAUUGGCAGACUGAUUGGUGGGAUCUUGGUGGUGGGGGUGAUGGCGACAUAAGCCAGAUGCCAGCGACGGAUUCCACAGGCUUUCCCUACACUCCACACACAUGA
Messenger RNA from Alternaria incomplexa, 1353 nucleotides. RefSeq lists its product as uncharacterized. The record is from RefSeq and is a predicted model, not a curated record. Bases 1 to 1353 code for a protein of 450 amino acids. Lineage: Eukaryota; Fungi; Ascomycota; Dothideomycetes; Pleosporales; Pleosporaceae. The transcript has 4 exons.